Xiphophorus maculatus (southern platyfish) is the source of this 7537-nucleotide messenger RNA. It is a transcript of the gene adgra1, whose product is annotated as adhesion G protein-coupled receptor A1. The coding region runs from base 440 to 4576 and encodes 1378 amino acids. Gene Ontology annotation, molecular function: protein binding; G protein-coupled receptor activity. NCBI's taxonomy places the organism in Eukaryota, Metazoa, Chordata, Actinopteri, Cyprinodontiformes, Poeciliidae. The transcript has 19 exons. Gene Ontology annotation, cellular component: plasma membrane; glutamatergic synapse; postsynaptic density. Gene Ontology annotation, biological process: G protein-coupled receptor signaling pathway; cell surface receptor signaling pathway. The record is from RefSeq and is a predicted model, not a curated record.
UCCCGGCGCGCUGCGGCUCGGAGCGGAAAAAGGACUUGACGCGGACCACGAGGAGGAAUUUUGAUUGGCUGAUUCAUCUUCAUUUUGGUUUGCGCUGAAGGACGCACAGCCGCCAAGUUUAUCGCAACUUUUGGACGUGCGUCACUGGAAGUUUUCGUUAGACCUUAAGGCAUAACGAAAACGCUUUGGAGUUCUUUUAAGAGCAUGAAAAGUUUACAGAAGCGGGAUUAUAUUUCUGGUUUCCCGGACAGAAGAAGUUCGGCAGAGGAUUUCAAGCUCUUUGUGACUCAGCAGGUGACCGACGCGGUGUGACGCUUUCUCGGCGUUUACUCCACUUUUACUGAACGCGAUGUGAGAUGGUCCCGACUUGUCACAGAGGCUGGGAUGACAUAACUUGAAGAGAAAAAGGUUCCCCCUUUAAAAGCAGCGUUAAGCCACGAUGAGAGCGGUAGGUUUCCUCUGCCUAACAGCCCUGCUGUGGGAGGCGAGCCAGAGCAGCAGAAACUGUCCGGACCUGAUCGUUGACAGCUGUCACUGCUCGGCUGAGAGGUCCAAGGAGCUGAGCAGGCAUCACGUCCGAGUCAAAGUGCUGUGUGAUGAUGUGGACCUGAUGGACACCCUGCCGCCCAGCUUCCUCCCAAACAGAACGGUUUCCCUAAACCUGAGUAACAACAAGAUCUCGCUGCUGAGAAACGGCUCCUUCUAUGGCUUGGCCGCCCUGGAAAAGCUGUACCUGAAGAAUAAUCUGAUAAGUACAGUGGAGCCUGGGGCUUUCCGUGGUCUUUUGGCCUUGAGGAAACUGGAUCUGUCCGACAACAGAAUUGGCUGCCUCUCACCUGAGAUGUUUCUUGAUCUGGGCAGACUCUUAAAAUUAAAUUUAUCUGGAAACAUUUUCUCCACACUCCCGACGGGACUGUUCACACACCUCCUGGAUCUAAGAGUACUGAACUUUGGCACGGAGACCUUGUUUUGUGACUGCCAGCUGAAGUGGUUGCUCGUUUGGGCUCAGCAGAACUCGGUGAGGGUUGGUAAUGACACGGUCUGUGUUUUCCCAACCCACCUCCAUGGCCUGGAGCUGCGCAGCCUGCGAGAACAGCAGCUCAAAUGUGAUGGUCCUUUGGAGAUGCCUCUUUUCCAGCUCAUCCCUUCCCAGAGGCAACUUGUUUUCCGUGGUGACCAGCUUCCUCUCCAGUGCACUGCGUCUUACCUCGACCAGUCGGUGGAGCUAUGGUGGCGUCACAACGGCCACGGCGUGAUCACACAGGAGGACAUGGGCAUCUAUGUGGAGAAGACUCUACUUCAUGACUGCUGCUUGCUUACCAGUGAGGUUAUCCUUUCCAACAUCGAUGUGGCUCUCGCCGGCAACUGGGAGUGUUUGGUGACCAGUUCCAGAGGAAACACAUCUCAGCACAUGGAAAUAGUUGUGGUGGAGACUUCUGCCCCGUACUGCCCUACAGACAGAGUCUCCAACAACAAGGGGGAUUUCAGAUGGCCGAAGACUCUGGCCGGGAUUCUGGCUUUCCUGCCGUGCGCUCCUGCAACCUUUGGAUCUGCCCCCAGUCUGGCUGGCAGCGCUUCCCACCGCUCCGGCCAACGGGAGAAGAAAGCAUGGCGACGAUGCGAUCGGGGUGGGCGGUGGGCUGAAGAGGACUACACUCAGUGCCCGUAUGCCAGUGAACUGACCCGCAUACUGCAUCAGCUCACUCAGAUACCAAUUAAUAUCAGCAAUUCCCAGCCUCUGGGUCAGCAGUUAGUGGCUUUUACCAGCAGGGCUGCUGACUUUACAGAUGUUAUGGACGUCAUCUUUGUCACUCACCUUGUGGAAAGACUAACAAGACUGCUGGAGAAAAAAAAAGAUCUGGGAGACUACAUCUCAGGCGUUGCCAGUAACAUGAUGCUGGUGGAGGAGCAUAUCCUGUGGAUGGCGCAGAACGAGGCCAGAGCGUGCACGCGGAUCGUCCAGUGUGUGGAGCGUAUUGCCGACUUGGCGCUGACAGAAGACAAUCGAGUCAUUUCUAAGGUAUCUGCUAACAUAGCUCUGGAGGCUUUUCUGAUCAAGCCGUCAAACUUUCUUGGUUUAUCCUGCACGGCGCUCGAGCAGACCCCCACGUCCACCAGCCUGCCCGUCCCACACAGCCACUCCUACCGCAACAAGGACAAACACGGAGAGCAGGAGGCCGCAGGAGAGUCGUUGCUCAGUUUCAAAUGCCACACUGUCAACAACAGUGGCUCGCCAGCCAGUCAACUCAGCAAGAACUCCGUGGCUGUCGCCUCGAUCCAUUUACCGCUGGCUGGUCCGCCUGCCUCCUCCUCUGCGUUGCAAUCUGUUGAUAACUCCACUUGCAGGCUGCAGUUCGUUCUGUUUCGCAAUGGGAAACUCUUUCCCUGCACGGGGAAUUCGUCAAACCUCGCAGACGAUGGGAAGCGCAGGAGCGUCUCGACACCAGUUGCUUUUGCCAAAUUAGAUGGCUGCAGCCGCGGCAGCUCUGUGCACUCCGUCGCCGUCGCUCUCAGGCACUUCGCGCUGGGUGUAGACCCCACCGCAGCCUACUGGGAUUUUGACCUGCUCGAUGGACACGGUGGCUGGAGGGCAGAGGGCUGCCACAUAACCGCCUCCGGGGGCAAUACGACCACUAUUCACUGCAGCCAUCACAAGAACUUUGCCGUGCUAAUGGAUUUGAAGAAGGUGCUUUCUUUCCCCCCCUACCCUGGGGAGUUUUUGCACCCGGUCGUGUAUGCCUGCACGGCGGUCAUGUUGCUCUGCCUCUUCGCCUCCAUCAUCACGUACAUAGUGCACCACAGCGCUAUCCGCAUCAGCAGGAAGGGAUGGCACAUGCUUCUCAACUUCUGUUUCCAUACGGCGCUGACCUUCGCCGUGUUUGCCGGUGGCAUCAAUCGAAUCAAAUACCCCAUCAUCUGUCAAGCAGUCGGGUUCGUGCUGCACUACUCGUCUCUGUCGACAAUGCUGUGGCUCGGGGUGACAGCCAGGAACAUUUAUAAGCAGGUGACCAAGAAGUCUCCACAGAGUCAAGACGGUGACCCACCUCCACCCCCUAAACAGCCCCUGCUGAGAUUUUAUUUAGUCAGUGGUGGAGUGCCUCUCAUCAUCUGUGGCGUCACAGCAGCUGUUAAUAUAGACAACUAUGGAAGCGGGGAGCAAGCACCAUACUGCUGGAUGGCAUGGGAGCCCAGCCUGGGAGCUUUCUUUGGCCCCGUGGCCUUCAUUGUGCUGGUGACAUGCGUCUACUUCCUAUGCACCUUCCUUCAGCUCCGGCGACAUCCCGAGAAGAAGUACGAGCUCAAGCAACUGACAGAGGAGCAUCAGAGGCUGGCCGCCGCUGACGUGCCGACUCACUGUCAUCAGGGAGCCGAGCCCGGAGCGCUGGCGGCCCCGUCUGGUGGGAGCAACUGCCCCGCUGGCUGCCCCGGCAUCCCCAUCAACCCUGCACUGCUGGCCAAUGAGCACUCCUUCAAAGCUCAGCUACGAACUGCGGCCUUCACCCUAUUCCUCUUCCUAGCCACAUGGACCUUUGGUGCAUUGGCUGUGUCACAGGGACACUUCCUAGACAUGAUCUUCAGCUGCCUUUACGGUGCCUUCUCAGUCACCCUUGGCCUCUUCAUCCUCAUCCAUCACUGUGCCAAGCGUGAUGACGUCUGGCACUGCUGGUGUUCUUGCUGUCCCGGAAGACGUGCCAACGCCUGCUCUGGUGCGCAGGGGUCUGCUCAGGCGCGGCCCAAAGUGAACGUGAACGGAGACACCCCAGGGCACGGUCACAGCCACUGCCACCACGACUCGCCGUGUCAGGCUAAAGCGCUGCUGAGCUGCAGUCACAGCGGGGUGGGUCACUGUAAACACGCCGCUCUUCCGUCCUCGCAAAAUCAUAUUACAUGUCUGGCGCCAGUGACUCCAUGCUGUGCCGCCCUGCAUAGCCAGCAGCUGAUGGAGGAGGAGCCCACGGCUACUCACGUGCUGCUGCACUCUGAACCAGGGAUCCAGCUGCACCCCUGCCUCAAAAGCAGCACCAGGACUAAAAGUCGUCAGUUUGGACGCAAAGCCGGGGCGUCUGCCUGCGCAGCGGGGAGCGACAGGGAGUACGCCUAUCAUAUCCCCUCUAGUGCCGACGGAGGCAGCAUGCACAGCUCACACACUGACAGCCCCCACAGCACACGUGAGCGGCACGCCCACAUCUGUCCGCACCUGGCCCACGAAGGCCACCACGACGGGCAUCACACAUGCCAUGCUACUGCAGCCACCCUGCAUGAGUCUCUGGCGUGCCAUAACCCGUGCCACAGGCAUAUCUGCUGUUCCAAGGCAGACCUUUUCCCUUCUCUGUGUCCGGCAGAAUCGGGAGACACAGGCGUCUUCCUGUGUGGCUGCAGCAAAGUAGCUGAGGAGGAACCCGUGGUAACACAUCACCAUCUGGAGAUGCAUGCUCCGCGCAGACAAUCAUGCCCCCAGAAUCCGCCCAGUCAGAAUGGGAUUUUAAAGGGAGGCAUGCAUGAAGGACUUCUAUACACCUCAGACAGCACAGGGAAUAUACGCACCGGCCCCUGGAAGAAUGAAACUACUGUGUAGUGCAGGAACAUAAUACAUUUCAGGUGGCAGUCCCGCCUCAUCCUGCCAAAAUGAAUUUCGCCUCCCUUUCUAGAUGAAGAAAAAAGUGAAAUAACAUUUUAAACAUCACAAUCAACGUGAGGAUUUUUUUAUUUCAAUAUCCACAUGUUUAUAUGUGUGCUGUUUUCUUGUACAGAAAUCUUAUGUCAUGCAAACGCCUUCAGAGGUACAUUCAUAGACCGAGGAGAAUCACUUUCAACACUAACAGUUUGUGAAAUGUGUCUCACAUUAUACCAUCAGAUUUACCUGAAGGUAUUCUCACUGUUCCAUAUUACUGCAGAUCUAUCUCUCUAUAUAUAUUCAAAAAAAAUGAAUGGUUGUAUGUGUGACUAUGUGUGUUAGUGCUCAAAGGCAACAAGCUGCAAGAUGUUUUUACCCUGAAUCUGAAACUACCAAUAGUCUACUUUGACGGUGAAUCUCCAGUACGUUGGCAUUCAUGUUCUAGACGACUAAACCAGCAAUUUUAGACUUCAUAUGGGUAUUUUUGCCAUCACAACUGUGAAUACCUACUAGAGAUUUUCUAAAUAAUAAACAAAGAUACCUUUGCUUGGCAGAGAUGUGUGGGUGCCAGUUUAGUUGUAGAUAAAUCACAGCAGAAAAAGCGAAGUAAAAACUAUGCGUGCUCCUAUCCAGGUUUCUAUUGAUCGUGAUGUCCAUAUGAUGUCUUCACCUUAGUGUUUCCCUCUGCCUGAAAAGAAAUAAAAUCGACGGCACAUCAGGAGGAAUGGCGAUGUCACUGUGGAUGGUGAGCUGAUGUCAGUGAGUUAUUGGAUUCAGUCCUUUUACUCAAAGUCAGGUCAUGGCAGUGUUUUAUCAGUCAGAUUUUUAUUCGUUUCAUCUCAGUUUGCACAUUUUCCUCCUGCCGAUAUGUAAGCUGCUUGUAAAAACAGACAUUAACAGCUACAAAGUGUUUGAAUGUAAUCAUUGGAAUCAAAUAACAAGCUGCUAAAGGGCCCACUUUGGGAAGCCUGCACAGGAGUGAUCCUUAUUUUUCUUUCAUACAAAAAUGUGAUAAAUGACUCUCACCCUCACCCCACAAUAGGGCAAAGCAAAAUAACAAGAACUGUCUAAAGUACGAAAUAAAACUCCUUUUUUUAUUUUUUUUUUCGUAUGUGUUGAACAAUAGCUCCACAUUGUGCAAAUGCCGAUAAUUACUUUAAUCCCGUGCAACUAUUGCUGCUGGUCUUAAGUCUUUUUUUGUCACAAAUGUCUGCUUUACAUUCCACAGGUAAUCUGUAUUUAGCCAGACUUUAAACAUCUGCAGCUCUGGUCAGAAAUUUAUACGCGUUUAUCACUGGCAGAAAUAUACUGUUAGUAGUUUUUGUAGUUUUCUUCUUCUCAGGCUUGAGUGUUUAUACAAAAAUGAAACAACUUUAAGGAUUUCAACAACAAUUAGAUGCACAAGACUGAAUUAGAUGUGGAUUUUUUUCUAAUCUCUUAUGGUCAGAGUUAUAUAUACUCACCGGCCCCUGGAUAUAUAUAUAUGUAUACUAUAUCAGCUCAAAUAUAAAUAUACUGGCCCACUAAUAUUUGGUUGAAAAUCCCUUAGGAGUUUACAGUUUGAUCAUCACUCCUAGCAUAAUGCUAACUGUACAAUGGAUCGUCCUAUCAGAAGAAAUUCAUUAAAUUAUUACCUGGCACAUUAUCUUAAGAAUAGUCACUAAAAUUUCAUUGGAUUUAGGUAAGAAUCAUUGCAGAAGCUUGACAUUGUCAUUGUAUAUUGGUUUUAAAACCAGUUUAGAUGUUUUUGGCAAAUCUUUAUGCUGUUUUAGCUCCCACAUUUGUUAGUCUCAACUGUCUGGUUGUUCAUCUGACAAAAGUUCAAUUUGAAGAUAGUUCUGAACUCAAUCAAUCCUUAAUGGUACCACCAUAUCUGAGAGUUGUUACAGUCUUCCAGUUUUAAAAGCCUCACCUUGUCUCUUAAUUUUGGUUUCACUGUUGAGAUUUCCUCUGGGGUUCCAGCAGCUUUCCAUUUUUGGCAGACUUAAAUCUUGUUGGUUUGGUUGGAUGGCAUACUUGGACACAUUUAGGUGUCCCAGUUUGUUUCUAUUUAUGCCUGAGUUCACUGUCCUGCUGGUUUUUUGAGUCCCCCCCCCAAAAAAAGCACAGUAAUAGAGCAGCCAAACCCCUCCUAACGCUGAGAGGAGACAUGAUUGAGGACAAUAACCCAUCAAGUCAAGAAUUGCUUGGUGGAGUCAAUGCGAAGCUUUUGAACCUAAGGACACAGCGAUAUUCAUCACUUGAAAUUUGAAUAUAAUGGAUGUUCCAGCAAGACAAAGAUCCAAAAUAUGCAGCAGCUCCUUUAACAAAGCAAAAGCAGGAUUAAGUCUCAUUGUGUCUUACAAAAGAAAAAAUCAAAGUGACGUGUAAUAAUCUAUUUUAACCCCACAGAGCUCCACUCCAUGCCUUUUGGGUACUGCAAUGAUGACUUGAAUUUUCUAAACGUUGCUUGUGCAGGAUAUCAUCUACUUGAUUUGUGGUUUUUGAAUGAAGAGAGACAGCUCAAUCAAUCAAUCUGUAGCAAGAUUUAAAGAGGCUAUUAACACUUUGGAAACAAUGAAACAGAUUAACAUUAAUUUACUAGAACUGCCUCUAAAAACCGUAAACUUCAAUCCUUAUGCGGUUUGAUUGAAAGCCAGAUCAGUGCCAGGAAAUCAAACCUUUUAAAUGAGCCUCACCAAUUCUGCCAAGAGGAGUGAAUAUCCUGCCAAAAGACUGCUAACGUCUCCAAAAUGUGUUUUGUGAUUGGACGAAAGAAUUUAGCUAAAGAUUAGUGGGGGUGUAUGUAUAUAUUUGAGCUUUUAGGUUUAAUUUUGACCAUAUUUGGAGAGAAAAAACACAAAUCAAACCUGCGCACCCUGGUCUUGUUGUUUGUCCUACAAUGUAAAAAGGAACAGUUCAAAUAAAUCAUUAUAAAACCAA